This is a messenger RNA of Rubroshorea leprosula, 1311 nucleotides long. The record is from the annotation of a GenBank genome assembly. Lineage: Eukaryota; Viridiplantae; Streptophyta; Magnoliopsida; Malvales; Dipterocarpaceae.
CCUGUUUCCCCUCCCACUUUAUUAUUCUUUCCAAUCCUUACCUUCAUCUUCAUUCUUCACCAUCCUCCCCACAAAUAUCAAGAUCCCCAAAUGAAUCAAAACCAUCUUUUUAACUUCCUUCAGCCCUUCUCUCCAUUGAUAAACCUCUUCAUUAUCUUCACCUUGUUUUGCCUGGAAAGAAAGAUUUUAGCUGUGGAUUCUCAUUACACAGCCUGCAAUGUCUCAACAACCUGUGGCAGCCAAGAGAUAAAGUUCCCUUUCUACAUCCCAGACCAACAAGAAUCCUUCUGUGGAUACCCUGGAUUCGAGCUCUUCUGCCGGAAUAACAAAACUCUAAUUCUCACCCUUCCGAAUAACGAUGACUACACAAGGCAAAACUACACAAUUCAAGAGAUUUUCAAUCAGAACCAAUCUCUUCGUGUGUCGAAUUCAGUAGUUUUAGAUGCAGAGGAAAGUUGUUGCAUUCCUCCAAUCGAAAACAUUUCAAUUCCUUAUGACAGGUUCAAGCUGGCCUCAAACCAGAGGAAACUGUUUUUGCUUUCUAGAUGUAACUUGACCGAUGCCAAGGAAUUCUCACAACAUAAGGUGAAUUGUUCUGGGAAAAAAAUGGAUAAUUCUGUUCUGGCUCUGUUUGGGGAUGACCCUGUUCUGGGAAAUGCCUCAGAGAAGUGUCGGGAAGCGGUGGUGGCACCAGUGGAUGUGGGCGAAGAAGGUGGUGUUGAGCAUAUGCUGAGGAGAGGGUUUGUGAUGGAAUGGAUGGCAAAUAAUUGCAGCUUCUGCGAGGCCAGCGGUGGGAUAUGUGGGUUCGAUAAGAGCACGUACCAUUUCGAGUGUUUCUGCCCUGAUGGGCCUCAUGCUUCGCACUGUGUUCCAAAAGAUAUGGUUGGUGCGCGAAAAAAUAUCAAUGCUGAAUCCGACCAUAGCAGUGAAUAUUUUCCACAGUGGAUAUACAGACGUCUUGAAUUGGAUGAAGAACUUGGAUUUUGGAGCAGCAUGAACGAGAAUGAUGAGGAGAGAGCAAGGAAGAUGAUAAUAGUAGGUUUGUGGUGCAUACAGACUCACCCCUCAAACCGGCCGCCAAUGUAUAGGGUGGUUGAGAUGUUGAAAGGGAACCUCGAUGCUUUAGAAAUUCCACCCAAGUCUUUCUUGUCAUCUCCUCCGAGACCACCUGCCGAUGCCAAUAUUGAUUUCGAUUCCUCAAGUUCACUGAUUUUGUAAGUAGUCAUCCUUUGUAAAACCGUACCAAAUGUAACCAAUUUUAUUUGGAACAUUAAAUGUUAAAUUAUAUAGUAAGAAAUAGUUCUACUCUUC